AUGGCCUCAACCGCCGCGAGCGCUCUUGUCCAGGAGGAUACCACCGGUUUGGUGGAACCGCCGGCGCCUAUUAGCCUGGAGACCCUGCCCGACUUCCUGGCAACUUUAUACAACCUGCCGCCUACUGAUGGCAUCCGAGAGAGAGCGUACCUCCGCGCUGUCAUAGACUUCGCUCGACUCCACAAAGAUCUCGUCCUCGCGCGCAUCGCAGAGGUAUCUCGGCCGUCGCGCCGGGCCCUCCGCGUCCUGCACACUUUAUUGACCGAAGUUCCUGGUCCAUGGCCAACACUGGCUCUUCUUCGUUGCCAUGCCCGACUGUCCAAGUCGGUCCUCGAGACGACGGAGGUAGGGCAUCACAACCAAUCUGAAGUAUCGGCCAGCGCGACGGCCUCCCUGGUGAAGAGCUUGUGCGGUCCCUUGACCGACCUCAUACGCCGCACUGCUUCCCCUGCUCUGCGGACACCAAGCAGCGACAGCUCCAUCUCACACACGGAGCUGCGCGAAUUUGCAACCAACUUCCGCUUACCAGUUUUGCCGACCGCUCGCAAGCCAGUCGUGGCCGUUGCCCUCCCGAACGGACCCUUGUUGGCCGCAACGUGCAUUGCGGUGGCGACUUGGUACACGGCGGCACCGGUCAAUCCCGCAGCUGGCCCGGUUCAGUUCCAGAGGGACAUUGUGCAAAUCGGCGCCAAGUUCAUACUGACCACGGCGAGCCUCUACGAAAGUCUUGAACUGGAUAGCCUGCAGGUCGAACCUUUGGAAGUGCAGAUCCUUUGUAUGCAAUGGGAUGGCGGCGGCAGAAUCAAGCUUGUUACUCCAUCUGGAGAUGCGGUUCCCCCGGGGAAUAGCAAGCCGCGUCCGAACCAGGCAGACGAUGUAUCCCUAGUGCUGUUCACGAGUGGUACAACUGGCACCAGGAAGGUCGUCCCGGUGACCUUUCAUUCACUCAUAGCCGGCGUGGUCCUUGUUGUGGAUUCAUGGGGCCUGAGCUCCGAGGACAUCUGCGUCAACAUGAUGCCGCUCUACCACGUUGGCGGCUUGACAAGGAACGUUCUUGCUCCGGUACUGGCCGGGGGGUCAACGGUCUGCUGUCCAGCGUUCGAACCGACCCUCUUCUGGGAUGUGGUCGAGCACGUCCGGCCCACAUGGUACUAUGCUUCACCAUCGAUGCAUGCAAUCGUCCUUUCUUACGCCAAAGAGCGCUCGAUGUCGUUGAAGAAGAGUCGGGUAAGGCUUGUUUGCAAUGCGGCAGGCAACCUCUCGCCAUCUCUGGCGCGCCGGCUACGUGAUACGUUCGACUGCGCCGUGCUCCCGAGCUACGGGAUGACCGAGUGCAUGCCCAUAUCGACGCCGCCGUUGGACUACCGUCUAGACCGUGACGGGACGUCUGGCGUCAGCAUCGGUCCGGAGCUCAAGAUUCUGGAUCCGUUGGAUGCUCCCGUCCCUGCAGGGACAGUCGGCCGAAUAUGCGUGCGAGGUACACCCGUGUUCCCUGGCUAUCUUCUUCCGGACGGUUCGCUCGACAAAACCUCAUUCACUGCAGAGGGGUGGUUCGACACUGGCGAUAGGGGCCAUGUGGACGGCGGAGGCUACCUCUUUAUCACUGGCAGAAGCAAAGAGGUCAUCAACCGCGGUGGCGAGCUGAUAUCCCCGUUCGAAGUCGAGGACGCCAUCAUGGCGGCUGCCGCAUCGACUGGCUCUGCCAUCAGUGGGCGUAUAACCCAGGCCCUCGCGUUCCCUGCCGCUCAUGACGUUUUGCAGGAGGUGGUCGCCGUGGUGUUGGUCACACCUACUGGCACUCCUCGAGUCGACCUCAGGGGUCUGCAACUGGCAUUGCGAUCGUCGCUUCAGCAAGCCAAGUGGCCGACGCUAAUUGUCUAUAUGGACGAUGUGCCGAGGAUAAACAACAAACCGUUGCGAAUCCAGAUGUGGGAGCGUCUGGGGCUGCCCACCGUCAGAGAGGACAUGGACUAUUUGCGGCGGCAUUGGCAGGCUUCAUGCCCAUCCGCCGACACCCCGACAUGCGUAUCCAUCGGUGCGUCCCCGGUUUCGCUUGAUGCCAGCUUGGUAUCAGCGGCUCUCGACGCUCUGGUCCCCGCCGGCUUCAGCCAUCACUGCAGGGAGCAUGAGAUGGGCAACGGCCUCGACAUCUUUGUGGCGCCAGCACUUGAUGGAGCCGGUGAUGCGCCUGAUACGGCCACGAUCAAGUUGCGACAGCAAUUAAGUGAUUGCCUUCACAACUACAUGCUUCCCGAGCGGAUCCACGUGAUUCCGCAGCCACUGCCCAGGAACGCUCAGGGACAGGUCGACGAGGUCAAGCUGCGACGGAUUCUGAGCGAUGUGCUUGGCCAGUCCCUGGGGACGCUGGACGUGUCAACCGAGGGUAAGGUCGCCAAGAUAUUUGCUGACCUCCUGACUCUAGCCCCGCGCAGCAUCCCGCCGGAUGUCGACUUCUUCGUGCUCGGUGGCGACUCCCUGCGGGCGGGCCGCCUCAUCUCGGCACUGCGAUCCUCGUUCAAGGUGCAAGUGCCCGUCACUCUCGUCUUCAACCACGGAACAGUGCGGGACAUCUCCGCGUACCUCGACAAGGAGGCACAUAGGUCAUCGAUGGAUGCCGAUCCGAAGGAGGCGGUCAACCGUUGCGCCACCGUGCAUAGUUCCACGAGCCCGUGGCUCAUGGCACUUCAACUCACGCCCCUGGGCGUCGUGUACCCGAUGCGACGCGCCUUCCAGUGGACAGUGUUCAUCACGGCCCUCAGCCUCACGCAGAAGUGGUCGCUCAACGACUCGGUCGUCGGCCGGCUGGUGGCCUUGACCAUGUGCAUAUUGUGUUCGCGCAUCAUCACGCGAAUUCUGGCGCCAUUGGUAGGCAUUGCGACCAAGUGGCUGAUCAUCGGCCGCUACCGCGAGGGCCUGUAUCCCAUGUGGGGGGGGUAUCACACUCGAUGGUGGAUGGUGGACAAGAUCGUGGCCGUCUGCGGCGAGGGCUUCUUCGGGACCAAUGACGUGACCAGGCGGAUCUACUGUCGUCUCAUGGGCGCAAGGAUCGGGGCCAAUGUCAAGCUGGCGAGCGCAGCCCUCGGCGAAUGGGACCUGCUGGACAUCCGCGACGGUGCAGAGCUAUCCCAGUGCCUGUGCCGGCCCUUCGCAGUCGAGGCCAACACGUCCAUGUACCUGGGCGCCAUUGUCCUCGGCGAGAACAGCACCGUCGGGGUCUCGUCCAUCGUGGCGCCCGGGACCGCAAUCCCGCCCAACACGUGCAUCGGGCCAAACUCGUCGAGCUGGGAGUUGGCCGAUGCCGACGAGGCGAACCGAGACCUGACCCCAGACCGUGCCCCCCGGCCGCACUGGGUGCUGGUGGCCUUGUUGACGACGCCUCUGCGCUUGCUGGCAUGGUUGCUGUCCCUUCUGCCUUGGGCCGCCGGCCUCGUAGGCAUGGUGCUCGAGGAGCCCCGAGACAACGACACACCCUUGCGGAACAUCCUGGACUGGUUCACGGCUGCCGAGAGGGUCGGCUACCAUUUCCUGGCCCUGCUUCUCAGGACGUUCCUCAGCCCCUUCCUCGUCUUUGGCUUCGUUGUCCUCAUCAGGGUCGCCCUCGACGCGUGCUUGGGCAAGCUUGGCCCUGGCCCAGCCGGCGGCCGCGGGGCCGUCGCGACGUGGCGCGCCGCGGCCAUGAAAACGCUCAUGCCCGUCUCGCGGCUCCGCGGUAUGACGACGCUAUUCGGGCAGCACUACGAAGCAACGUCCGUCGCGCUGCGCUUGCUGGGGAGCAGGGUCGGCGAGCGCGUGUACUGGCCCGGCACAGGCCCGGAGAUUGGCGACUAUCAUCUGCUCAAUGUAGGCAGCGAUGUUGUCUUUGGUUCCCGAACCCGCAUCAUAACAUCGGACGGUUUGGGGUCUGAGCCCGUCACAAUCGCCGACGGCGCAAUGGUGGCAGAUCGCGUCUGUCUGCUGCCAGGCGUCCAUGUUGGGGAGCAGACGACCAUGGGCUCCGGGUCUCUUACCAGGAGGGGGCGGAGGUACGAGGCUGGCGGCACAUUCGUCGGCUCCAAGGGUGGCGAUGCCGUCUGCCUCUCGAGCUCACCAAGACACAGGCUCCGGAGGCGCGUCCGUCGCAGGAGCAGCGAGGACACGCUCGCCGAGCCGCCCGCGCGAACUCGCAGGGUACACGACAGGAGCAGCGACGAAACGCUGACCGGGUCAUGCGAGCCGUCGUCGAUCUCACCCCAGCAGACCGAAGCGGACGGCCGAGUGCCGUCCGCGGCUGGCGCGUACGCGUCUCCAUUCGGCCGCGCCUUUUAUCUCGGGCUGGCUCCUUACCGCGUCCUUGGGCCCUUGCUCAUCUUUUGCUACUCGGCUGUCAUCGCCGGCUUCACCGUCUCGUACUGGAACGCCCCCAGCAUCGCCUCCAUCCAAGCCGUGGAUCGCAUCAUGAAUCGGCUCGUAUCGCGCGACAAAAACCUCCUCGCCGAGCUGGUCGUCAUGUACAGCAUCAUGGUGGCAGCCAUGGCCGUCUUCACAAUGCUGCAAGCCUUGUUGGCGCUGGCCGUCGUCGUUGCCGCCAAGUGGUUGCUGGUCGGCCAGCGCCUUCCAGGCAAUUAUGACUGGGACAAGUCCUCCUAUUGCCAGAGAUGGCAACUAUUCCUUGCCAUUGAGGGCCUUCGCCGCGCGUGCUGCCGGGGACACGGCGUCCUUGGUCUUCUCACUGGGACUCACUGGAUCGUUCUCUAUUUCCGGGCCAUGGGCGCUAAGAUUGGCAAGGAUUGUGCUCUGUUUGCCAACGGUCGGCCAAGUCUCAUGUUCACCGAGCCGGACUUGGUCACUUUGGGAGAUCGUGUGGCCGUGGAUGAUGCUAGCAUCGUUGCUCAUAUUAACACUCGCGGCACCUUUGACCUGAACAGGCUCGACGUCGGCAGCCGCUGCGUUCUGCGGUCGGGUAGCAGGCUGUUAAGUGGUGCCAUAAUGAGGCCGGAUAGUUGCUUAUAG
Molecule: messenger RNA, 4989 nt
Organism: Purpureocillium lilacinum
Lineage: Eukaryota; Fungi; Ascomycota; Sordariomycetes; Hypocreales; Ophiocordycipitaceae
Source: RefSeq, a predicted model, not a curated record